This is a messenger RNA of Dibothriocephalus latus, 798 nucleotides long. The record is from the annotation of a GenBank genome assembly. Lineage: Eukaryota; Metazoa; Platyhelminthes; Cestoda; Diphyllobothriidea; Diphyllobothriidae.
GUUCCCGACUGCUCUAACAAAAAACCGGAUGGUGUUGUUCACUGCACCUACAAUGAACUCUCCAAAGAGCAGAUCGAAGUGGUGUACGAAUUGGCUCCCGACGGACUAACCCUUAAUGGGCAAUGGUGGUAGCGCGGUUUCACUCCGGAUUUGAUCCUUAUCAUCAUUAUUGGAACAAUCGUAUCCACGAUUCUUAAUCUGCUCCUCUUUAUUCGUUGCCUAACCACUCGGAAAUACAUAAUCAAGGUCUCCGCUAAGCCUAUAUCGAUACGACACGAACCAGAGUCCAUGCAGAUGACGGUUCCACCGUCAUCGGCCGCGACAUCGGCCGCUACGCAGCGUCGUCCGCAUUCUCUCCUUUUUAAUCCACAUGGCUAUGCUAACACGACCCUAUUAGAACGGCUGCAGGUGACCAUGGGCGCAGCGACUAACAAGAAAAAACGUCGGAUAUGCGCUUGCCGCGCAGGGGUGGUUCCCACAGAGAAGCUGGCCAAAACCUAUCGACCGCCACCACGCCGACCCGCCAAACUGUCUGGCAGCAAUAUCAGCUGGCCUACUCAGGUCCGAUGCGGGGGACGACAGCAAAUGGCGCCCAUGUCGGAGCCAAUUAAACGACGCUUUGCACCCGUACCCAAUGAGCGUCCACCUGCCGGCUUUGGUCGGUUCAGUUCGCCCUAUCUUCCGGUUCAGGGCGUACCGCUAUCGCAGUUUUCAGGCGAGCCACUGAUUAUCGAGGAGUCCCUUUACGACGACGUUCCUCCAUCCUCUGUCUACCCCUCGGAUGGGCAAGUUAGUUAA